AUGCAAGUUGAAGAACCUGUAAUACUCUACAAACUUCGGUCAACAGAUGGGCAGAGAUUUCUGGCAGAUAGGCGAACAAUCGGAAUGAUAGGACGGAUUGAGGACCUAUUUAGAAAUGCUGGAUUAGACCUGAUUCCUGCCGAUCAACUGCAGCCAAUUCAACUAGAAAUCCCUGCGACAGUGAUGAGGAAAGUGAUCGAGUGGUGCGACCAUCAUAAGCACGACCCGCCCUACGACGAAUCUGAACCGGAAACCAAUGAUAUUCCUGACUGGGAUGCGUCGUUUCUGAUGGUGAGGCACAACAUGCUCUUUGAUAUAAUCCGAGCCGCGAGGGAUUUUACUGUACCUGGUCUCUUCGCCAUGUGCUGCCGUGUCGUCGGACAAAAUCCUAGAGAGAUUAUUGACGGAUUGGUGAAUGAUGAAGAGGAGGAGCAGCCAGUAUAUCCAGUGGUGGCUGCAGCGGCUUAG
This is a messenger RNA of Caenorhabditis elegans, 468 nucleotides long. RefSeq names its product Skp1-related protein (gene skr-19). The record is from RefSeq and is marked reviewed. The transcript has a single exon. Gene Ontology annotation, biological process: protein ubiquitination; ubiquitin-dependent protein catabolic process. Bases 1 to 468 code for a protein of 155 amino acids. Lineage: Eukaryota; Metazoa; Nematoda; Chromadorea; Rhabditida; Rhabditidae.